GGACGCCAGCGUAACGUUCCCACCGUUUUUUUUCUCCUCCCUCUCAUCUCCUCCGCGUAGCCGUUGAAAAAACCAAAAAAAAAAACAAGGGCAUCCAUCGGCGUCUUCAUCUCCCUCACAUCCCGUCAGCGGCUCGGAGACGCAGCGCUGACAUUUGUCCGGCCGCUGCUGCAGAGUAUCCCUGCGUGUGUGUGCGUGUGUGUGUGUGUGUGCGUGUGUCCUUCUCCAGCUGGAGGGGUUUUUUUGUGGGUUUGUUUUCGGCCAGCGGGGGACUGUCGAGUCGUGUCGUGUCGUGUCGUGUCGAGCCGAGCCGAGCCGAGCCGAGCGUGAGAGGCGGAUGCUGCGAGUGGCGAGGCUGGGUACCAACCAGGAGCAUCGCCGCACUCACCACGAUGGACAGAAUGAGUUUUCUCUCCUUUCUCCUCCUUUGCUUGACUUCGGUUGCCACUGGCAACAAAGCCAAUAAGCACAAGCCAUGGAUCGAGACAGAGUACCAGGGGAUUGUCAUGGAGAACGACAACACCGUGCUGCUCAAUCCCCCGCUCUUCGCCCUGGACAAAGAUGCUCCUCUUCACUACGCUGGUGAAAUCUGCGGCUUCCGGGUUCACAAUGGCCCCUCUGGUUCUGGGUCUGUCCAGUUCGAGGCGGUGGUCCUGGACCGCUCCACUGGCGAGGGCCUGGUCCGGUCCAAGGAGCCGCUGGACUGCGAGAGCCAGCGGGAGCACAGCUUCACCAUCCAGGCGUACGACUGCGGGGAGGGACCCGACGGAGUCAAUAGCAAGAAAUCUCACAAGGCCACCGUGCAUGUUCGUGUUAACGACGUCAAUGAGUUCUCCCCUGUGUUUGUCGAGCGUCGCUACGAGGCGUCCGUCCCAGAGGGGCGUCUGUUUGACCGAAUUGUGCGCGUGGAGGCUCUGGACGCCGACUGCUCCCCGCAGUACAGCCAGAUUUGCUUCUAUGACAUCAUCACUCCCAAUGUGCCCUUCGCUAUUGACAACGACGGUAACAUUAAGAACACAGAGCCGUUGGAUUCGAAGCAUCAGCGCGUUCACACCUUCUGGGUGACCGCCUUCGACUGCGGAAAGAACCGCGCUCAGGCUGACGCCCAGGUUGUCGUCACGGUCAAACCGUCCUGCAAACCCGGAUGGAUCGGGUGGACCAAGCGUGUAGAGUACACACCCGGGUCGGGAAGCAUCCCCCUGUUUCCCAGUUUGCAUUUGGAGACCUGUGAGGAGACUGUACGGAACAUCCAGGCCACCGUAGAGCUCCAGACCGGCCACAUCGGGAAGGGCUGUGACAGAGACAGCUACUCUGACAGAUCUGUGCGCAGACUCUGUGGUGCUGUCAGAGGUGAAGUCGACCUCCUCCCACCUCCGUCUCCUGCAGCCAACUGGACCUCGACUCUGCCCACUCUCCCCUCUUCUGAUUCAUCAUUGGUCUUCUCCUUCAACGGAUCCAACCACGUUGCCGUGGUGCCAGAUUCAGUCGUCUCCGCCUUGUCCGGCGAUCACUUCACCCUGCAGCUGUGGAUGCGAAGGGGCGGCGCCAACAUCCAACCCACGACCACUCAGACCAGAGGAAAUCGCAAAGAGGAGGAGACCAUCGUAUGCAGCACUGUCAAGAAUGACGACUCCUACUCCCACUACUCCCUGUCCGUCCACGGCUGUCGCCUCUCUCUCUUCUACUGGCCCGACGUCGCUGCUGCGCGGCCUGUCAAGUUCUUGUGGAAACUGGAGCAGGUGUGUGACAGCGAGUGGCAUCAUCUGUCACUCAGCGUCCAGUUCCCCUCAGUGACCCUGUAUGUGGACGGUGUGACCUUCGACCCGGCUCUCAUCCACGACAACGGAGCCAUCCCUAACCCCGCCCCCCGCCAGAGGAUGUUCAUCGGCGCCUGCUGGGAGCCCGAAGAGAAGCAGAGGGAGAUACUCAACAACACCAUUCCAGAGGGUAAAGACUCAGUGAAGUAUGUAGGUGGUUACCACGGCCUGUUGUCUGGGGUGACGGUGCGUCCCGGCAGCGUGGAGCCGCACAGUGUGGUGGAGUGUCUGUACGCCUGCAGGGAGGGGCUUGACUUUGGAGACCUGGAGACUCUGGGCUCUGGCAUGAAGGUUCAUGUGAACCCCAGCCAGUCAGUGUUGGUGCUGGAAGGAGAUGACAUCGAGAGCUUUAAUCGCGCAGUGCAGCAGGUCACUUACAGAAACUCUCUACGCUUCGCCACCCCUGGAGUCCGACCCCUCAAACUCAGCACCUCGCUCAGAUGUUUCAACGAGGAGAGCUGCCUGUCCCUCAAGCAGCUGGAGGGAUACCUGGUGGUCCUCCAGCCCGACGCCCCUCAGAUCUCUCUGUCAGGCGUCGGCCCUCAUCUGGCCCGUCCUGCCCCUGAGUUCGAAGGUCCCCGUGGUGUCCCCCUUUUCCCUGAGCUCCGAAUCGUCUGUUCCCUGUCCCACGCUGUCAACACUGCGGCACAGGGGAUGGAGGGUGGAGCGCUGAUGUCCGACGCCGUGGCUCACACCUUGGACGGCUGUGAGGUCCAACCACUGGGAGAGGAGCUGAACCCUGAGAGGGAAGAGCUUCUGGUGGACAUGGAUGUUGUGCGAGAAAGAGGACUGGAAAUCAUCAACACGACUGCCUAUAUUGCCAUCACAGGUGCCGAAUCCAUCUCUGUGUACGAGGACGUCCUUCGCUCAGUCCGCUACCGACUAGCCAAAGGAUCGGCCCGCUUUGAGAGGCGGUUCCGCCUGUCCUGCUCCGAGAUGAACGGCAGAUACACCAGCAACGAGUUGACUCUAGAGGUCAACUUCCUCCACUCUUUGGACAGUAUGUACCACCCGUCUCACCUGCUGGCCUCCCAGCAGCAGUUCCUUCAUCCAUCCCACCACGCUGGGGAGUUGAGUGGACACACUCUGCCCAAUCCACAUCGCAACUCAGUGGUACCAGGAGCAGCCACCGUCAUCAUAAUGGUGUGCGUGGGUUUCCUGGUUGUUAUGGUGAUCCUGGGCGUUUUCCGGAUUCGCUCCAUCCAUCGCCGUGGUGAGGGUGCCAGGGGCGGGGCUAAGGAGGGUAGCAGCCAGUGGGACGACUCUGCCCUCACCAUCAUCGUCAACCCAAUGGAGUCCUACGAGUCUCGCAUGGGAAUCUGUGCUGACAACGAAGGGGAGGGGGAGGAGGAUGAGGAGGCAGCAGAGUCACCCGAUGAGGCGAGCGACGACCAGCGGAUCAUCAUCAAAAAAGAGGGUAGAGAUGGCAACGCCCGUCGCUACUGAGCCACAUGUAUCUCUGCACCAGUUCUCAUGGAAACAACAAACCGGCUCACCAGUCACACACUCCAACACUUUUAAUAUCAACGACUGCUGACACCACUAGUAUAAGGAAUGUAUGCAUACAAACACUACGCACAACACAGUCACUGUAAUACUCUUGACACUCAACACCAUAUGUGACCUAUAGCCAACAACAGGCUGUUGUUCUUCACCUAAAUGUUCAAUGGCACAAUGUAUACAGUUAAUGUAAUUUAACCGCCUGAGCAAACCCCACCAAAUUGUAUGUGACGCACCAGUUCUAAAUCACACAAUGGUCAUGUGAUGUACAGUGUAAUACUGGUUGAAUGAGAUUUCUUUAUUUUGUUUUGUUUAAAAAAAAAGAAGAUUGUAUUCUAUCUUUUGUUAUAGAACACAGAAUGAAAUCUUUACAAAAUGAAAACUGGAACGACCCACAACAUGCAGGCCUCGGAUAGAUCAAAGACUCAGGCCUUGAUCCCGACAUGUCUUUUCACACCCUUGUUAGACUGACUCCAGAAGUCUGUGCACAAGCUCUUUUCUCCCUCUUUGCAUCCUCUCUUGACACAUUCCUCAAACAGAGUGAGGACAGUGAGGUCAGACAUUACGGUCACUCUCCAAUCUAUUUGCAAAACCUGAGGAAAAAAAUUGAAAGAAAAAAUGACAUGCUUGCAGGUAAUUUUCUUUUGAUAUUGUGACUUCUGUCGUGCUUCAGCUACCAAUUAUAUUUCAUCUGUUGCCGAUGAUAAGAUCUGAGGACUAUCAACCAAUAAACCUUGUCCUUUAAACAAGUUGGUUCUUCUGCAAAAUUCCAAAAACACUCAAUAGCGUCCUCUUCGUGUUGAGUCAGUGUGGUUUUUGCUUUUAAACUGGAAUCUUUGCAAGGAUUCAAAUUGGUCGAUAAAAUGGCAUUGACAGUAAAACUGAUGUAACAUGACCUCUGACCCCUCUCCCUCCUAGUGACCGCUGGAAUGUCUCUAAAUGACUCUCACUGCACAGUUUCACUCAACUGCACACUGCUCUUACAACAACUGCAGGACAUCACAACACACACACACACACACACACACACACACACACACACUCACACUCCAUGAUGCUACCCCUGCUGUCUCAAGAAUGUCAGCUCAGCUUGGGCAGUUUUGAUUGUAUCGAUUGUAAUAAAUUUUCUGUACAUACAGUGAUGGAUAUUACAAUAUUAUUGUUAUUACUAUUAUUAUUAUUGCAGCCACUCGUUCGCUUUUUCUGCACACUGAGAGGGAGCAGAUUAUGAUUUCUUUCUUUUCUAUUUGAGUAAUCACCUUUACUGCAUCAGAAAACAGUAUAAUGAUGAUAAUAAUAGUAGUAGUGAUAAGGAUGAAAAUUCCUGGCUUGAUGAGUGUCUCUUAAUUUGUGUGUAAUAUUGUUGUAAUUUAAGAAUUUGUCAAUAUCUGAAUCACAGAAAAAGGAGGGCACAUUGUUGUGAUACAUAGAUAGGUCAUGUCACUUUAUCUUUUACACUUCUGGGUGAUUUUUUCACAUUUUGAAACUUUUUUAAAAAUUUUCUAUUUACUUUCCACAUCCUAUACCUUUGGUUCAAUGAAUGUACAACUGUGUGCUUCUCUUCACCUCUCCCUCCUCCCUGUGCGUCUCUUGAUGUCCGUCUGUGUAGCCUAUCAAUGUGCAGUGCUAAACCUGUCAGUAAAUAAAGCCUGUUGUUUUUUGAGUGUGAUGUUAAGAAGGAAUAAACAUUGCAUCGAUUAAUAACUUAUAUUAUUACUAUGUUACUAUUGGAACAUUACCUGUAAUUAUUGAUACGACGAUGACAUGGAUUAUGCUGACUAAUUGUUAUUGAGAACUGUCAGAAAACAUUACAAAAUUCAUAAUAAAAACACUAUAUGACGUC
Molecule: messenger RNA, 5160 nt
Organism: Scophthalmus maximus (turbot)
Lineage: Eukaryota; Metazoa; Chordata; Actinopteri; Pleuronectiformes; Scophthalmidae
Gene: clstn3
Product: calsyntenin 3
Exons: 19
Coding region: 393-3263 (956 amino acids)
Biological process (GO): positive regulation of synaptic transmission; positive regulation of synapse assembly; homophilic cell-cell adhesion
Cellular component (GO): cell surface; postsynaptic membrane
Molecular function (GO): X11-like protein binding; calcium ion binding; amyloid-beta binding
Source: RefSeq, a predicted model, not a curated record